Trichoderma gamsii is the source of this 3120-nucleotide messenger RNA. RefSeq lists its product as hypothetical. NCBI's taxonomy places the organism in Eukaryota, Fungi, Ascomycota, Sordariomycetes, Hypocreales, Hypocreaceae. Gene Ontology annotation, cellular component: endoplasmic reticulum; Golgi stack; Golgi membrane. The transcript is spliced from 6 exons. The record is from RefSeq and is a predicted model, not a curated record. Gene Ontology annotation, biological process: intracellular protein transport; endoplasmic reticulum to Golgi vesicle-mediated transport; transcytosis. The coding region runs from base 1 to 3120 and encodes 1039 amino acids.
AUGUUCUCCAUCUCUAGCGCUCCAGCGAAACAAUCUGUUGGCGACACGAUCUCCGUUCUCAGUGGCCGACUCGGUUCUGCGACCCUUCUCGAAGAUCGGCGAGCUGCGAUUCUAGGCCUGCGAAGCUUCGCAAAAGACUACCCAGCGACUGUAGCGUCCGGGGCUCUCAGGGGCUUGAUUGGCAGCCUCACAAAAGAUGCCGAAGAUGUCGAUACAAUCAAGGUCGUGCUGGAGACGCUGUUGAUGCUGUUCAACCCGAACAAGGAGAGUCCAGAAGCGUCGGAUGAAAUCGCCUUGUGGCUGGCCGAUGAAUUUACCCAGCGUCAAGAAAACAUCACGCUGGUCCUGGAUUUUUUAGAUUCUACCGACUUCUAUUCACGCCUGUAUUGUUUACAACUUCUCAGCUCAAUUCUCACCGCACGAACCCAACGAACCGAAGAAUGCGUUCUCUCUGCACCACUAGGGAUCAGCCGCCUCGUGGCUGCUCUCGACGAUCAACGGGAGGCGAUCCGCACCGAGGGUAUCAAUCUAUUGAUACUGCUGACAUCGAGUUCCAUUGAGAUACAAAAGCUUGUAGCGUUUCAGAGUGCCUUUGAAAAAAUAUUCGUCAUCAUUGCUGGUGACGGUUCUCUCUCUGAAAGCGGAAGGACUGUAGAGGAUUGCUUGAUACUCUUAGCCAACUUGUUGAGGGGCAAUGCGGCCAACCAGUCUCUCUUUAGGGAGUCUGACUGCAUGGGAAAACUUACAGAGAUGCUCAAGGGCCUACUCGAAGCUCGGAACCAGGAAGAUGGUCUGGCCAAAUGGGCGCAAAUCCAGGUCAAUCGAAACAUAUACGCAUUUCUCUCCAUCAUCCGCCUGUUUUUGUCUGCAAACUCGGCAGAGACGCAUCAGAAUCAAGCUACAUUCUGGAGGCACGGCCUUAGCUAUCUUAUCCUUCAGCUUGCGUUCGACCCUAAUGUUCAAACGCGAAUCAAAGCCGAGGCUUUGGUUGCUUGCGGAGACCUGAUUCGUAACAACAUGACGCUCCAGGAAGGAUUCGCCUCGCUCACAGUCUCUCCACCACUGGAAUCCAUGGCCGGGAACCCAAAAGUAUCCAAUGGCAAUGCUCCUUCCAGGAUCUACAUUAUUGACGGCCUGCUUGAUUUGACAUUAAACGUGCACGAUCUUGCCGCGUUUGACUUGCGAUAUGCCGCCUGCCAGUGUCUGACCGCCUAUUUCUCCAACCACGCCGAAGUAAAAUCGCAUUUCCUUGGCAGAGCCAUAGAAGGGUAUCAAUCUGGACGAGACGAAUCUGCUAACAUCUUGAGUGUUCUGCUGAAGCUACCUGGUGAUGUAUUCUUGAACGACCCAUACCGAGUGUGGUUUGCCUCUGUUAUCGCAUUUCACCUUGUCUACGACAAUCCUGCUGCCAAGGCAGUGGCAAAGGGCUUAACUGAAGGCGAUGCCUCUAAAGGCGAGGAGGUUGUGACCAGCAUACAGACGAUCACAGCGCAUCUACUCACGAGGAUACGUCGAGAUGAUGACACCCGAAUAUUGGUGGGGUAUCUUAUGCUACUUCUAGGCUGGCUGUUUGAGGAUCUCGACGCCGUCAACGACUUCCUGUCCGAAGGCAGCAAUGUCCAGGGCCUUAUUCAGGUAAUCUCACAGCCAGUUCGUGUAGCAGGGGAGCUCGUGCAAGGUUUGUGCGCCAUGUUGCUGGGUUUCAUUUAUGAGUUUUCUACAAAGGAUUCACCUAUUCCACGAGCAACAUUACAUUCUAUUCUGGAAUCGCGGCUGGACAAAGAUGGCUAUUUAGACCGUCUAGUAAAACUGCGAAACCACCCGUUGCUCCGAGACUUUGAGGUCACGCCACAAACUCUCAUUGCUUCACCCACUGGGGAAGAAGAAGUGAAUGUGUUCUUCGAUGGCAUAUUUGUUGAGUUUUUCAAAGAUAACUAUAGUCGGGCAGCCCGUGCUAUUGAUAAAGCACCUGAUGUGGAAGUAUCGGUCAUCACAAAUGGCAUGGAGCAGGGCAUAUCAAGACAGCUCGUAGAUUCUCUGCGGCAUCAAGUAGAGGAGAGGGAUGGCGCGAUUGUUGAAGCUAACGAAGCCAAACAAGCACUGCAACGAGCCGUUAAUGAAGCACAGGAGGCACAUCGCCGUGCCAAGGAAGAUGCCGAGGCCACAAGUGCGAAGUUGACAACAGAACUGAGCAAGCUUCAAAGCCAACAUGCUGCUAAAGCUGCGGAAUACGAACAAAAAGUCGUGCAACUGCAGCAGCAACUCAAUUCCAAAGACCAAAAUCAUCAAUUACAGCUAGAUGCCAAAGAUACUCGUCUGAAAAGGGAAUUGGAAGCCAAAGAUGCGCGCCUAAAAAGAGAGCUGGAUGCCAAAGACAAAGAGCUAAAUGCUAAAGAGGCUCAAUUUCGAAAAGAGCUGGACGCUAAAGAGGCCCAUCUCCAAAAGCAACUAGAUACCAAGGAGCGGCAGCUUCAAGCUCAACUGAGUGCCAAGGACCAGCACCUACAGACGCAACUGAGUCAGGCUCAAAAAGCACACGAGGUAGAGGCAGAGCGAGCUAAGCAGAAGGCUGAAGCGGAAAUCGCUGAUUUGAAGGCGACUGCCAGCAGACUUGAAGUCGAUUUGAUGAAAGCCAAUAAGACCAAGACGAUUGAGCUACAGGCCCUUCGUACAGAGUAUGCGGACGCUUUAGCAGAGCAGGAGUCUCAGCUAAAGAAGGCCAACGAGAAGAACGAAGAAGUAGAAAAAGAGCUAAAGGCGGUCAACGAGAAGCACAAUGAGCUAGAAAAACAGCUGAAGACUGCCACCGAGAAGAACGAGGAGCUGGAAAAACAGCUGGAAGAUGCAACGUCAGAAGCUAAGAAGCUGCGGCAGGAGGUUGCGGAGGCAAAGUCAGCAAAGUCAGCCGUCAAGAAUGCAGAGGAGGCCAAGGAUGCCGUACAGUCCGAACUUGACGAUCUCCUUAUGGUAUUUGGCGAUCUAGAGGAGAAGCUGGCACAGUACAAGACUCGUUUACGGGAUCUCGGACAAGAUGUGUCUGAUGGUGAGGACGAUGACGACGACGAGGACGGAGACGACGGUAGUGCCGACGAAGAUGAGGGCGAAGAAGACCAGAAAUAG